GGUAAACAAAAUUUUAUAUAAACAAAUUUUGUCAAAAUGGCGAUGGAAUGGAUAACAGCUAUGGACAAACGUCCUUGUGAUCGCAACCUACGUGAUGUGGAACUAAUAUCCUGUCGCUUGCGACGCGUGGAGCCGCUCUGUCGCCUGCCAGGGUCAGCCUUGCAGCAGUUGGCCAUGUGCGGCUUCUACGAGGACUUGGAGAAGGGCGUCACACUUUUUCGCGCUGGCGAACAAGGACGCUUUUGGUAUGCAGUGCUCGGCGGCUCAUUGGAGGUGCGCUAUCACGCCCAUUCCGAUGCCGAUGGAAAGAGCUCCGUCACUUUGUGUAAUCUUGGCGUGGGCGCCACAUUUGGCGAAUCAAUACUACACGACCUGCCCAGGGACAGCACCGUCGUGACGAAGACAACCUGCGAGCUGCUACGCGUCGAACAGCAGGACUUUCGACUCAUCUGGGAGAAAAACAAGGAGUUGAUGAAUGACAUUAUUACCAAUUGCAAAAUAAAGAACGGUUUUGGUCCCGGCGUACAACCAGCAGCUGCCACUUCGCCCACUAAACGCCCACUCAGUCCGGAUCAUCCCAAUCCAGCGUUGCCCAUUACCGAGACGCCGAGUCCUGCUAUGAACCGCAUGGGCUGGGCGCUGCGCACAUUACUGGUGGUCGAUAACUCAAGCUGUCUGAAGGAUCGCAAGGUCUCGGGCAAGUUAAUACGCAAGUGUGCGCCCGGCACAGAGCUCGUCGAUUGGCUGGUCAACUUGGCACCGAUUGUACACACACGCGCCCAAGCGGCGGGCAUGUGGCAGGCCCUGCUCGAAGAAGGCGUACUGACACAUGUUAACAAGGAGCAGCCGUUCAAGGAUAAAUGCUUUCUGUAUCGAUUUCGCUUGGACGAGGAAGGCGGCGCUGCGGCAGCCGGCACACCAUCUGCUGAGGAUCUGAAUGCGGCUAAUGAGCACAUACGUGAGGCACUGAGUGCACUCUUUCAGCGUGGUCCCGAUGCAACGUUGCGCAUGAUAUUGCGCAAGCCUUCACACGAACGCACACCCGAGGAACUGGAAUUGGUAUUCGAGGAGCUUGUCCAUAUAGCUGCCCUCUCUCAUCUAUCGACUAGCAUCAAGCGUGAGCUAUCCUCAAUAAUUGUAUUCGAGGCCCACGCACAGGCGGGCACCAUAUUAUUCAAUCAAGGCGACGAGGGGCGCUCCUGGUAUAUUUUACUCAAAGGCUCUGUGGAUGUUGUGAUACAUGGCAAAGGCACUGUUGCCACACUGAAGACUGGCGAUGAUUUUGGCAAAUUGGCUUUGAUUAACGACGCACCCAGAGCUGCCACAAUUGUUUUGAAGGAGAACAAUUGCCAUUUGCUGCGCGUGGAUAAGGAGCACUUCAAUCGCAUUCUGCGUGAUGUUGAGGCCAAUACAUUGAGAUUGCAGGAGCAUGGCAAGGAUGUUUUAGUGCUCGAACGCGUGGCCAAACAACGUGGACAACAUUCGGCUUUCAAAUAUACCGUGAUGUCGGGCACACCAAACAAAAUGCUAGAGCAUUUGUUAGAGACGCGCCUAGGACAGACUGUCAGCGGCAUGGAUCCAUUUCUGGAUGACUUUCUGCUCACGCACAUUGUGUUUAUGCCCGUGGUGCAGCUCGUCGAUGAAUUGGCCAACUACUUUCAUUGCGAUGCCCAUGAGGAGGCGCAAACGCCCGAGGAUCGUGAAUAUAUAAUCAACUUCAAGAAGCGCGUCAUCCAGUUCAUGCAAAAGUGGGUCAUGGCAGUGCGACACGCCGCAUUUGAGGAGCCAAGCGUUUGCGAUUUCAUAGAGGACUUGGCCGCCGAGGUGGAGGCCGAUCCGGACCUGAACGAGGAGACGAGCAUCAUACACAAUGUGCUGACACAAAUGGCACGCUAUCAGGAGGAUCGCAAUCAGAAUGCGGGCCAAAAGUGGAAGCUGCCAACGAAUGGCCAGCCGAUUUGUCUAUUCAGUGGCAAUGCCACGCCCUCAAAGACGGUCAUAAGGCCGGACGAUGACAUCAUUUUCCGUGUUUACUGUGCGGACCACACCUACUGCACUCUGCGCUUCCCCAUGCACACCACCGCCGAGCUAAUCAAGGCCUGCGCCGCCGACAAGCUGCAAUUGAAUCGCGGCCCCGACGACCUCUGCCUGGUCGAGGUCAAAUCGAAUGGCGAACGGUCCGUAUUCAAAGAUAACGAUGUUAGCAUACCCACCGGCCUCACGCUCAAUGGCCGUCUCUUUGUGUCCGUCAAGGAUCAUCUGGAUGCCUUGACUCCGCUGCCGGAACAGGAAUGCCCCACAGAGGGUGUUGACAUUGAUUUGGAAAUCUUGAGCACCAAAGAGCUGGCCUAUCACAUCACCAUCUUUGAGUGGGAUUUGUUCUGGGCCGUCCAUGAGUACGAGCUGCUCUAUCACACAUUCGGCAGGCAUCACUUUGGCAAGAUUACGGCCAAUUUGGAUGUGUUUUUGAGGCGCUUCAAUGAGGUGCAAUACUGGAUUGUCACCGAGCUCGUCUCAACGCCCAGCCUGAGCAAACGCGUCGGCCUCGUACGCAAAUUCAUCAAGCUAGCCGCUUACUGCAAAGAGUAUCAGAAUCUGAAUGCCUUCUUUGCCAUUGUCAUGGGCCUCUCGAACAUGGCCGUUACGCGUCUGCAUCAGACCUGGGAGAAGAUACCAUCGAAAUUCCGUAAAAUCUUUCAGGAGUUCGAGGCGCUGAUCGAUCCCAGUCGCAAUCAUCGCGCCUAUCGCGUGUUCGUUGGCAAGCUGCAGCCACCGCUGAUACCGUUUAUGCCGCUGCUGCUCAAGGACAUGACCUUCGCCCACGAGGGCAACAAGACCAGCCUCGACGGCCUGGUCAACUUUGAGAAAAUGCACAUGAUGGCCCAGACCAUGCGCACCAUACGCUUCUGUCGCUCACGCAGCCUGGGCCUGGAGCCGCCUUCACCCAAAAGCGAGGGCGAGGUGCGCUCGUACAUUAGCAGUUUUCGUGUGAUUGACAAUCAGCGGGUGUUGACCGCCAUGUCGCAGAAGGUGGAGCCCACCAGGAAGCUAAAUUAAGCACAGACAACAAACAACAAGAAACAUCAAAUCUAAAUGUCAAGUCGUCGCAUAGUCCCAACUAGUAUUAGCGCGUAUUUAAUGUCUACAACACGAUACAUCUAAAUUUAUAAAUAACAAUGAAUAUACAUAUAUAUAUAUAUGCAUAUAUACAUACAUUUAUGACGAGUAUAAACUGUAAUUAACUGCACAGUUAUGAGCUUAGCUGAGUUGAUUUUUAGCUGCUGCCCCGCUAGCGACCAACCAGUGCAUUCAAAACUAAAAAAAAAAAAUAAAAGAAAAAAGCAAACUAAUACAAACAUUAUAUUCUAAUAAACUGAACAAAACAAUUAACUUUUAUUCAUGUUAGAGAGCAACUAAGUAAUAUUUAUGUAAGCUUGCCUAAACAACAACAAAAACAACUAUCUCAAUUUUCUAAAUGAACUGAAAAACACAAAGAGAAAACUUUUUGCUUUAGUACAAAAAUGAAAACAAAAAAAAAAAACAUUUGGCUUUUGGUUUGUUGGGGAAUUGAGGACCCAAAUGGAAAUUGCAAACAAAACAAAUGGGCGUGUGUGAUACUAAAAAUUUAGAGAAAGCGACAGCAACAGUAACAACAACAAUGAUAAACAAAAACAAAUUGUACUAAAUCUAUUUCCUA
Molecule: messenger RNA, 3697 nt
Organism: Drosophila navojoa
Lineage: Eukaryota; Metazoa; Arthropoda; Insecta; Diptera; Drosophilidae
Gene: Epac
Product: Exchange protein directly activated by cAMP
Biological process (GO): Ras protein signal transduction
Cellular component (GO): plasma membrane
Molecular function (GO): guanyl-nucleotide exchange factor activity
Source: RefSeq, a predicted model, not a curated record